Molecule: messenger RNA, 1341 nt
Organism: Rotaria sordida
Lineage: Eukaryota; Metazoa; Rotifera; Eurotatoria; Philodinida; Philodinidae
Source: the annotation of a GenBank genome assembly
AUGGGUUGUGUUCUUGGAGCACUUGGUUGUUGUUGUGGUUCAGCAGCUUGCAGUCUUUGCUGUGCUUGUUGUCCAUCAACACGUAAUUCAAUAGCAACACGUUUAGCUUAUGGAAUACUUUUACUUAUUAGUAUGAUUAUUUCAUGGAUUUUUUUAAUACCUGGUCUUGCUAAUACACUUGCAAAAAUUCCGGCACUUUGUAAAGGUAGUACAGUAGGUGGUGUGGAAAUAUUUCAAGGACAAAUAUCAUGUGAAAAAGUUGUUGGUUAUUUAAGUGUAUAUCGUAUUCAAUUUUCAUUAGCUUGUUUUUUCUUUGUAAUGAUGAUAUUAAUGUUAUGUGUUAAACGAUCAAAAGAUCCUCGAAGUGGAAUACAAAAUGGAUUUUGGCUUUUUAAAAUUUUAAUUAUUAUUGGCAUAUGUAUCGGAGCAUUUUUUAUACCAAAUCAAGGAUUUGCACCAACUUUAAUGGUUAUUGGAAGUAUUUGUGGAUUUAUAUUUAUAUUAGUUCAACUUAUUCUUCUUAUUGAUUUUGCUCAUAGUUGGAAUGAAAGUUGGGUUGCAAAAGGUGAAGAAGGUAGUAAAAAACAUUAUUGUGGUCUGAUAUUUUUUACAACAGCAUUUUAUAUUCUAUCAAUUGCUGCGAUUAUCCUUCUAUAUAUUUAUUUUGCAUCGAAACCAUCAUGUAGUCUUAAUAUAUUUUUUGUAACAAUUAAUUUUAUAUUAUGUAUUAUUGUUUCUAUUGUAUCGGUUUUACCGGUUGUUCAAAAUUAUCAUUCAACAUCGGGUUUAUUACAAUCAUCAUUUGUUACAUUGUAUGUUAUUUUUCUAACAUGGUCAGCUAUAACAAGUGAAAAACCAGAUCCAAUUUGUAAUCCAUCAUGGUAUGGAAUAAUAAAAAAUGAUAAUUCAACAAUUGUUGAAGCAACUGGAAAUGGUUCAGUUGGUGUUUCAUCAAUAAUAGCAAUGAUUAUUUUCUUUGGUUUAAUAAUUUAUUCAGCAAUGACAAGUUCAACAAAAUCUUCAGGUGGAAAAUUAUUGGGUAUUUCAGGUAAUGAAGAAACAGGAACUUCUAUUCCAAAAUCUGAAGGUGGUAAAAGUUAUGAUGAUGAAGAAGAAUCAGUUGCUUAUAAUUAUUCAUUAUUUCAUUUUAUGUUUUUCUUGGCAUCAUUUUAUGUUAUGAUGACAUUAACAAAUUGGCUUAAACCAACGAAUGAUUUUUAUAGUUUUCGUCAAAGUGAUUCGGCUGUUUGGGUUAAAAUUGCUUCAUCAUGGACAUGUUUAGUACUUUAUUGUUGGUCUGUUAUUGCACCAUGUGUAUUUCGCAAUAGAGAGUUUUCGUAA